AGCGGUAACAUUAAUCUCAGUUCGCUUAAGUAUUAAAAUCCAAACAGCCAUCAGAUAAAAGGUGGACGUCAUGAGCAUUGAAAAGGACUUUACGUUGGACUCAUUAAGCGACGAAGAUUUUUGCGUGGAUGAUGGGCUUUCGACUUCGGGUCGGAAAUGUUCAGUAGUGCGUAAGACUCGACAGUCUAUUUGUGCUCAAAACGACCAAAGGAAUUUCGAGAAAGACGAGCUUCAGUCCGAAGAUGAGACCGAUAAAUCGCGAUCAGAUGCACUUUGGGCAGAUUUUCUUGGCGAUAUUGGGACUAGCGGGAAAACAGACCCCGACAACAACGGCAAGUUAGAGGAUAUAUCGUCAAUGGACGCUAAGUGUUUUCACAGUUCGAUACAAGUACCCAAAACGGUUGAAUUCUCCGUUUCAAAUAAAAAACCGCUUAUAGAUGUUUCCACAUCUAAAUUCGGCGCAACGAAAAGAACUUUAAAUAAAACUGGCGGCGGCUAUGUUGUCAAUAAAGUAGAGAAGAAAAAAAAAAUAUCAGUCCUGGAAAAGUCUCAAAUGGAUUGGAAAAAUUUUAAAAGUGACGAGGGCUUAGAGGAGCGGCUACGUACACAUAAUAAAGGAAAGGAUGGAUUUUUGGAUCGUCAGGACUUUUUACGAAGGACCGAUUUUAGACAAUUUGAAAUUGAAAAGAAUCUGCGCAGGUCAAGCCGGCCAAACUGAAACCAAAAUUAUUGUUACAAUUUUUUUUACACACUCAUUCCUUUGUAAUCUAAUUUAACUUAUUUUUAAUAAUUCGACAUGGAUUGGCAUUGGACAAGUCGCAAGUUGUAUUAAGAAAUAUAAAACAUUCAGAUUAUAACAUAUUGAAAUCUAGCUUUAACCCUUAUGUUAGUAACCGGGUACCCCCCGCGGUAUAUCUGUGUGAAAAGCUUAAAGCAAGUUCAAUAUUUCAUUUUAAGCUCUCAAAUCGUCGUUUUUUAACUUAAAAGAAAGCUAGUUGCGAGUUCAUUUAAUUUAUAUUAUUUUUUUUUUAUUAUUUUUUUUAUGCUUAAACUUCAGCCAUCGCCUCAUUAGCAGCCGGGUACCCGGGUACCCACAGUGGAAAGCAUAGGAAAUAAAGUGAAUAAAAUUUUUAUAAAUGCA
This is a messenger RNA of Drosophila ficusphila, 1141 nucleotides long. It is a transcript of the gene Yeti, whose product is annotated as craniofacial development protein 1. The transcript is spliced from 3 exons. The coding region runs from base 71 to 718 and encodes 215 amino acids. The record is from RefSeq and is a predicted model, not a curated record. Lineage: Eukaryota; Metazoa; Arthropoda; Insecta; Diptera; Drosophilidae.